Molecule: messenger RNA, 897 nt
Organism: Fusarium keratoplasticum
Lineage: Eukaryota; Fungi; Ascomycota; Sordariomycetes; Hypocreales; Nectriaceae
Exons: 3
Coding region: 199-897 (232 amino acids)
Source: RefSeq, a predicted model, not a curated record
AGGUCUCAUUCAACUCACCCUCUGACUGUUCACGGACCCUUGAAGCGUCCCAGCCGCUCGCCGUGUGAUUCUCCUGUUGUCUCGGUACUUAUACUCAACCUCAGUCUCCCGACAACCUUUCCUGGGGCAGAUGCUCGAGCUGGCUUGUUCUGCCCCCCUUCCGCUUUCUCGACCGUGUCCCUUCCGGCUUCUGCCAUCAUGACGGGUGCUAUCGCUACGUCGCGCUACAGCGCCGACGACUUUGAGACGGCCUCCAUUCGCUCUGCUGCGCCUUCUUAUGUUUCGGAAGCGCCCUCUUACCACUCGAUCAACCCGUUUCCCGAGGCUGUACCGCCGUAUUCUCCCCCAGUCAGAACUACAGCCGCACCCCGAACAACGUCUCUCGUUCCUCAUAGCAGCGGAACCUCGACUCCCACCAACCGCCAGCGGACGAUCGGCCUCCCUCCUGUGCCCGCUGCUCCUCUGCGGUCCGUGCCGAACCUGAACAACUUCCGCAUCGCAACAUGGUCCUCUGUCGCCAGCAACCCUGCUGCUCGACACUACCAUAAUGUUGCCCAGCGUCGGAUGACUGCUCAGACACGCGAUCCAGUGGACAGCCUUCGUCGAGCCAUGACCGACCUCACCGAGCAAGACCAGCAGGAUAGAUCUACCAGCCGGCCUCUUGAAGACCCGUAUUUGGUUGGGGAAGUCGCCGCGGCGAGGGCACGCCAGGAGCGAAUCGCGCGUGAGUCGGGAGACGACAUCCUUUUGCGCGAGGACCGCCAGUGGGACUGGUUCUUAGCUCGAAUGAAGGACUCGGACGAGCGAGAGCGGAACUGGAACAGGUUCCGUCGUGACGUAGACGUGGGAAGCCGCAAAAAGCUCCUGCGUCGCAUCGGUGGUCGCCGUUUGAUGUGA